UUGCUCUUCCCACAGAAAGGUUCAAGAUUCUGAAUUAAAAGAAAAAUAAAUAAUCUUUUACCUUUUUCAUGGAUAAGAACUCUAAAAAUCCUGCAACAAUGGUGGCAGCCUUGCAUCAGAGAUGCAUGAAUCUCUUCAAUAUCUCCAACUUGAAAUCCCUCCUUUCCCUCUGUCUCAACUAUUCUCCAACGUUUUAAGUGCACUGCAAAUCUUGCAACAUGGCUAACAAAUGGAUGACUUUCCAUAAAUCUCUUCUCUUUGCUUUCUUUCUUCGCUUUGGAUUCCUUUCAUUACCUCCAGCACAUACCUUUCUGUUCUCAUUCUCAUUGAAUCAACCCAUUUCGAUCAAAUCGCCGCCCAAUUCUGAUCUCUGCAACUCCACGAGUUUCUUGAUCAGACCCCACCCCAGGUUUUGCCCCGCCAUUCUCAACCCACUAUUUCCUGAAUCGCCUUGUUACCUGGCUAAUCUCUGCAAUCGCUGGCCGAAUGGAGACAAAGAAUAAGGGGAGUAGAGAGUGUUCCCUCUGCGGCUGCAAUCGCCUAAAAUGGGAAGUAUUCCCACCUCUCUCUCCCUCUUCCUCGAAGGAUCGAGGCAAAAUAAGGAGAGGAAAAAUCUAAAAAGAAUCUCCUCGGGCAAAAGAAACUCUAAACCUGAGUCGGAGGAGGAGAUUGAAUGGAAUAUUUCUUUAAAGUUGGGACGCCUGAGUCGGAAGAGGCAAUCCUUAGGUGAUCUUCGUCGUAAGAGGAGGAGAUUGAUCGGAAUAUUUCUUAAAUGUUGGGUCGCCUGAGUUGGAAGAGAAGCCCUAAAUCUUCGAUUUUAUGUUGGGUCGCAUGAAUAGGGGGUUUUUACGUCACAGGGUGAAACAGUCAGUUUACCUUGAGGGAGGUAAACUUGUUAUUUGCAAAAUAACAACAGUGACAUGUCAUCACUUGUUAUUUAAAAAAAAAAAGAAUAUAUACAUUCCAUUUUUUAUUUUGUAGGAUAGCUUUUAAGAUAAAUUUAAAAAACAGAGAUGAUAGAAGAUAAUUUUCCAAAAAAAAAAACAAAAGGGAGAGGAACAAAUGAGAGUGUUGACAUAUCACGUUAUCGGAUUGAUUUUUAUGUCAUACACAAUAUGAUAUGAAGGUUAGGUGUAGUCAUGUGUUUCUUCCACCAAAAAAAAUGACAAAAAGACAAGGGGACAGGUUGUUGUGGCCUAGUGGGGAAGUGUGAGGGAGAAACGCGUCAGCUCACCCUACUUUUUUUUCCUUCUCUGGUUCAGGUAGGAAACAGAGCCACCCUUUUCAAUCAAGGUAAGCCAACUUGUAUGAGAAAGGAGAGCUAUUUUACUGCAAACUUCAUGGAGCCACAGCUUGGAUCUGGAUCUUCUUCUUCAAGUUCAAGUUAUGAUGUGUUUAUCAAUUUCAGAGGCAAAGACACUCGCAAUACCUUGGUUGGUCACCUUUACAGGGCUCUCAAGGAUCGUGGAAUCCAUGUUUUCAUGGACAGCAAAAAUCUGUGGAAAGGAGGAGAUAUUGGGCCGGAGCUUUUAAGGGCAAUUAAGGGAUCCAAGCUCUCGAUUGCUGUCUUCAGUGAAAGAUAUGCAGAAAGCAAAUGGUGCCUCAGGGAGCUUGUUCAAAUGCUGGAUUGUCAUACAAGCAUCGGUCAAAUCAUUUUCCCUAUUUUCUACAAAGUUAAGACAUCUGAUGUUAAGAAUCAUACUGCAAGUUUUAAGAUUUCACCUCAAAAACAUGGCAAAGAGACGCCCGAAACUCUGCAGAGAUGGAAGGACGCUUUGCGAGCGGUAGGUGAUAAGAGUGGAUGGGUUUUUGAGGAUGGGGAUGAUCAAUCAGAGCUAGUGGAGAAAGUUGUUCAAAAUGCUUGGAUUCGACUGAGUAGUGUCCCCUUGAUUGAUGUGAAACACCCUGUUGGAUUAGAAUCCCGUGUAAAAGAUGUAUUAUCUCUACUAUCAAAAACUAGUUCUGAUCAGGAUGUUCAGUUUCUAGGAAUAUGUGGUUCAGGUGGUAUUGGGAAGACAACCAUUGCGACAGCAGUAUACAAUCACAUCUUUAGAAAUUUUAGCAAGAGUUGUUUUCUUGAUGAAGUCGGAGAGAAAGCAUCACAACCCAACGGUAUUGAUUUAUUGCAAGAGAAGCUUCUUUAUAGAGUCUUUCGGGAGGAAAUUAAAUUAUGCAGCCCCAAAGAAGGAUCAAGAUUGAUAAAAGAAAGACUUGGGAAAAUAGAUAUUCUUCUGAUUCUUGAUAAUGUGAGCCAUCAUAGCCAAAUCGAUGCAUUGGCCAGUGAUAUCAGUUGGUUUGGUCCUCGAAGUAGGAUAAUUAUAACAACUAGAGAUCAUGGCAUUUUAGGUAGAAUUCCUCAAAAUAAUAGAAAAGUAUACGAGCCUAAUGAAUUGAAUACAGAGGAGAGUCUUCAAUUGUUUAGUUCUUAUGCUUUUUAUAUGGACCAACCUCCUGAAGAUUAUAUGCAGCUUUCAAUUCAUAUAGUGGACACAACAGGAGGGUUGCCCUUAGCCUUGGUGGUUUUGGGUUCUGAUUUAUCUAUAGAAAGGAAUAAAGAUGUAUGGAAAAGCAUGAUUCGGACGUUACAACAAGUUCCUCAUAAGGAUGUCUAUCGAAAGUUAAGGAUAAGCUAUGAUAAUUUGCACGAUGAUAUUGAGAAAAAAAUGUUUCUUGAUGUUGCAUGUUUUUUUCUAGAAAAUGAGGAAGAAAUCAUAAUUUCCAUAUGGGAGGCUUGUGGCUUUGAACCGAGAUACCAUUUAGAAGUUCUCAAGAGAAAAUCUCUCUUAAAUAUUAGUGAGCGGAAAAUGUGUACAAGUAUGCAUAUGACUAAAUCAAAAGUCUUGUUGAUGCAUGAUCAAAUUCGUGACAUGGGAAGACGAAUUGCCAACAGCCAAAGCCUUAUAGAACUUGGUAAUCAUAUCAGGUUAUGGUCUCGUGAAAAUAUCAUGAAAGUAUUAAACGGUGGUGAGUUGUUUCAACAAUUGAAAGUCCUUAAACUCAGUAGUUGUUUGAAUCUGUCUGAGUCUCCCGACUUCUCAGGAUUUCCCCAUUUGGAGAGGUUAUAUCUUGAUGGUUGCCGUUUCUUGGUUAAUUUACAUGAGUCCAUUGGGCAGCUUCAAUGGCUUGUGUACCUGAACUUGGACUUCUGCUUUUCUCUCGAGAAACUCCCGAACAGUAUAUGUGGGUUGAGUUCUCUCCAGAAGCUUAUACUCAGUAAUUGCUCUUUACUCAGAAAUUUGCCCGAGACUAUUGGUGAUCUAAAAGAAUCUUUGGUUGAGCUUUUCUUGGACUAUACAAUAAUUGAAGCAUUGCCUGAUGGUGUUGGACAGUUAAAAAAGCUGGAGGUAUUAGAUCUUUCAAAUUGCCUUGUGCUAGUGAGACUGCCAAGGUUAAUGGAAAAUAUGACAUCUUUACGUUACAUUCUCCUAGGUGGACGUGCCAAGCUUCGAUACAUACCAAAGUUGCCCUCUAGUUUAAUUGAAUUUCGUAUUUGUCAAUCGGUGGUAAGGUCAUGGGACAUGCAUAACAUAAAAAGGUUGGAGUUAUUGUGCCUCAAGAGUAUGUCCGUACAGGAAGAGCAGUUAAAAAGAGGAGUUGUGAGGAUAAGUUAUGGUGGAUUCAGUGUGCUAGAAUUGAUGUGUGGAGUCGAUCAAAUCUGUGUUCAUUAUUUGCGGCAAACGCAUGGCCAGGUCCCUACCUUACCAGCAUGUCGGUGGUAUAACAAUGAAAGCCGGAGACAAAUUUGGAUACGUUUGCAAGAGAGACAUGAAGAUCUGUUUCGUAAAUACCUGAUUCCUGAUGGUGAUGAGAUCUUUAGCAACAGGUUAAUUAUGCACGUUUCUAUGAGAGUCAGCGGAUUUGAUCGAUUACUUGCCGGCAUAGUGGAGGACGAUGUAGUACGAGUAAAUACAACUCUGAAAUUUGAAGCUCGUAUCCAUAGCCGCAAAGACCAAAAAAUAACCUAUUGUGAAACUAGGCUGAGAAUGGAAGACAUCGCAUUGAUGAAUCCAGCUUUCUACCAACAAGAAAAAAGUUUGACAAAUCCAGAUAGAGAAGCCUACUUUCACAAAUUGAAAGGGUUACUUUACAAUUUUGGUUUUGGUACAAAAGACGUCCACAAAUCGAAAGGGUUUGAUCAUCGAGAUAUAGAGGACUAUCACAAUUUGUUGGUAGAAAUUUAUCAACAAAAAGAGCACGAUCACAGUUUGGAAGGGGUUGAUUACCGAGAUUCAGAGCACGUUCACAGAUUCAAAGGGCUUGAUUGGUUCGGGUUUCAUUUGGAGUGUGGAGAUACCAUUGAGAUAUUAGAAAUAUAUCAAGAAAAUCUUCCUCAUGAUACUGAUGAUGAUGAUGAAGAAGAUGACCGUGAUCGUGGCUUCUAUUUCACUGUGACAGAUCUGAACCUCUUCCUAGUAAAAGAGGAGCCUAACCUGGAGAUGUUCAAUAAUCAAUCCAUUAGGUCUCUUGUUCCUGAGCAAGAAGAGGAGAAGACUAAUGAUUUUACGGGCGAUGCAGAGGGAGAGGAGAGGAGUAAUGAGAGCAUAAUAAACAUGCUCUUGAUGAAGAUGAUGGGGCUGGUCCUUCUCUGUUGCUCAACGAGUUAGUAUUCUGAAUACUGCAGCGAUUAUUGGGGAUCGCUUUUCUGGGGAACUGGUAGCUGAGAAGCAAGUGAAAGGAGCAUCAAAAGAGGACUAUCAGAGAUUUGCAAAAGCCACAUUUGGAUGGGCCUAUUGAACAUUAAAGAACGCGAACAACCACUGGAGUCUGGAGUGGAUGAUCCAAUUCAAAAUGGUUAUAUCAAGCUUUAGUUCAUGUCUUCUAUCUUCAUUUUGUUCUUGCUAUUGCUUGUUUGUAUAGGUGAGCUAACCGAUAUGGAUUAUGAGUUGCAGUCUAUUGGCUUGAGUGGCUAUUGGAUUUGAUCAAUAGCAAAUGGCUGAAACCUUUUGAAAUUCAGUAGACUAUGGAAUGAACAUCAGUCCAAGUUGAGA
Molecule: messenger RNA, 4988 nt
Organism: Macadamia integrifolia
Lineage: Eukaryota; Viridiplantae; Streptophyta; Magnoliopsida; Proteales; Proteaceae
Product: disease resistance protein RPV1-like
Exons: 6
Coding region: 1308-4604 (1098 amino acids)
Biological process (GO): defense response; signal transduction
Molecular function (GO): protein binding; ADP binding
Source: RefSeq, a predicted model, not a curated record